UUGCUCGAGAGCGAACGACAUGCACACGCGGAGCGUACGAUGGGAAUGAUGGGAACAGGAAGGGUGGCCGGCUAUUUAUACCCGGGCCGAACUAAGCGUGGCCCGCGCGUGCGUACAGUGCGCGCGCGCAGCACGCGAGCGGUAGCGCGCGUUCCGACCGGUUCCUACGACCGUCCUACGGCCGGGAGCUUUGACGUGCUGCGACUUAGAGUCCUUAGAGAUUAG
Messenger RNA from Danaus chrysippus (African queen), 225 nucleotides. Lineage: Eukaryota; Metazoa; Arthropoda; Insecta; Lepidoptera; Nymphalidae. The record is from the annotation of a GenBank genome assembly.